Gaeumannomyces tritici R3-111a-1 is the source of this 1934-nucleotide messenger RNA. RefSeq names its product sugar transporter. The record is from RefSeq and is a predicted model, not a curated record. The transcript has 3 exons. NCBI's taxonomy places the organism in Eukaryota, Fungi, Ascomycota, Sordariomycetes, Magnaporthales, Magnaporthaceae. Gene Ontology annotation, cellular component: membrane. Gene Ontology annotation, molecular function: carbohydrate:proton symporter activity. Bases 223 to 1824 code for a protein of 533 amino acids. Gene Ontology annotation, biological process: carbohydrate transport; transmembrane transport.
UUUUUCCUUGGGCUUGGAUUUUUGUCCUCGGGCAGCCAAGGCAUCCCUGUCUACACUUUGUGUCUUUAUUUAUUACUCGAGUGCCCGCCCUUCUGGCUGCCCGUCCCUCCUUGCCCCCAGCAACCCGCACCAGCUUCGCUCCCAAUACGAGGGACGUAGUCGCCAGUCGCCCACACGAAACCUCCCCCAUCAGUCAGGCACACCCGCCAGGGCAAGCCCACCAUGGCGCCCGCGACCGGCAUCUCGGACCCCAUCCUGACACGGAUGGUGGCCGAAGACAAAGUGCCCUGGUACAAGAAGCCGCACCUCCGCGUCAUGUACUUUUACUUGUUUCUCUGUUGCAUGGGCGUCGAGAUGACGUCGGGCUUCGACUCACAGCUCAUCAACACGCUGCAGUUCACCCCGGCCUUCUUAAAGUACUUCGGGGAUGGCUACGUCAGCCCCACCACGAACAAGCUCGACAUUGAGCCCGGCCUUCUCGGUAUUGUCAAUGCCUCUUACCAACUUGGCUCCAUCGUGGGCGUGCCCAUCGCCCCUUGGUUCGCCCAGCGCUACGGUCGGCGCGUUUCAAUCUUUACCGGAUCAGUUAUCAUGGUUGUCGGCUCCCUUAUCCAGGGCUUCGCCCAGCAUGUCGGCAUGUACAUCGUUGCGCGCUUGCUCCUGGGUAUCGGCAUCGUUUUCGCCAUCAUUUCGGGCGCAUCCAUGAUCGGCGAGCUCGCCUACCCCAAGGAGAGGCCUGUUCUGACAUCGCUGUUCAACGCCUCCUACUUCAUUGGAGCCAUCAUCGCCUCCGCCAUCGCCAUCGAGACGGUGAACAUCCAGUCGGACUGGGCUUGGCGCGUGCCCUCGCUCCUUCAGAUUUGCCCUUCCAUCUUGCAGAUUGCCACAGUGUUUUUCCUGCCCGAGAGCCCCCGUUGGCUGAUCAGCCGUGAUCGCGAAGACGAGGCUUUUGCCAUCUUAACCAAGUUCCACGCCGAGGGCGACGCCAGCUCGCUCAUCGUCAACGCUGAGAUGGCACAGAUCAAGUCGACGAUUGCACUGGAGCUCGAGAGCUCCAAGCAGUCCUGGUUCGAAAUUCUCAAAGCCCCGGGAAUGCGUCGCCGAGCCCUCAUUUCGGCCUUCCUUGGCCUGUUCACCCAAAUGUCGGGCAACACUUUGCUAUCCUACUACUCGAACCUGCUCUUUGAGCUGAUGAACUUCACCACCACGUACGCCAAAACUCGCAUUAACCUUGCCGACAAGUGCUGGAACUUGAUAAACGCCACCGUUUUCGCCAUCAUCAUUGUCCGCUUCCCUCGACGCAGGAUGUUCAUGACCUCAGCUGCCUGUAUGCUGUGCGUGUUUAUCGCCAUCACCAUUUGUUUCGAGCGCCUCAAGGCAGCCAAGGACGCCGGCGAGACCAACUGGUCUGCCUCGUACGCAGCCUUGUUCUUCUUUUUCGCUUACGGCCCGGCCUACAACAUCGGAAACAACGCCCUCACUUACACCUACCUCGUCGAGCUGUGGCCUUACACCCACCGUUCGCGUGGUAUCGGUGUGCAGCAAAUCUUUGGCAAGGCUGGUGGUUUCUUUUCCACUUUCGUGAACCCUUUGGCCAUCAACGGCAUUGGCUGGAAGUUCUUCGCCAUUUACUGCGGUUGGAUUUUCUUCGAGUUUACCUUCAUUUACUUUAUGUACCCGGAAACCCAUGGUCGCACUUUGGAGGAGCUGACGUUUUUGUUCGAGCCCAAAGAGCUUGCCGACAAAUCCGUAGCUGCUGUCGAAAAGCAGGUUCAUUCCGGCGAUGCCGUAAUGCGAGAGGAAGGCGGGGAUAAGAAGGUUUAAAAGCAACUGGAAGCGGGUUACCUUGCAUGUAGUUGUUUUGUAAACCAAGAAUGAAAGCUAUAUUUAUGCAAUACAAGUAGUUGCCAUGCAUUGUAUUACAAAGAAGUUAU